AUGCCCAGUAUCAAUGAAUAUAUCACCGCUAGUUCCAGUUGCACUUCGACGGAAGCAAGGGUUGUCAUUUAUCUCCGUCCAUCUGGAACUUUGAUAAAGGGACAUUUAAAUUGGUUUAAAAGGAAGAUUUUUGAUUAUCCGGCGAUUAGGAGUGUUGCUGGGAUUAGUGGUGAAACACAUACUCCCAAGGGAGAACGUCUUCCAAACUCAUAUUUGUGUUUUCCCUCCUUUUUUCUUGACCUAUGGAAUCAUUUCGUUCUUGAUAUCCAUAAAGGCGGAAUGAAAGUCAAAGCGGAUCGUGACGAAUCCUCUCCGUACGCAGCAAUGUUAGCAGCUCAAGAUGUUGCUGCUAAAUGUAAAGAACUCGGUAUUACUGCUUUACAUAUUAAACUUCGUGCAACUGGCGGUAAUGGAACAAAGACCCCCGGGCCAGGUGCUCAGUCGGCGUUAAGAGCUUUGGCGAGAGCAGGCAUGAAAAUUGGAAGAAUUGAAGAUGUGACCCCUAUACCUACCGAUAGCACUCGCAGAAAGGGUGGCCGAAGAGGUAGACGUCUAUGA
Molecule: messenger RNA, 558 nt
Organism: Paraglomus brasilianum
Lineage: Eukaryota; Fungi; Glomeromycota; Glomeromycetes; Paraglomerales; Paraglomeraceae
Source: the annotation of a GenBank genome assembly